UCUCACGCAGCGGGAGUGGGCGACGCGUUGGCGACGCGCGCCUCCUCUUGCAAGGGGCAGCGGCUUGCCUCUUGCGGCGGCGGUGUGGCUUUGCAGGGGGGCGGGGGGCUGAACUGCACCUUUCCUCGGAAGCCAGCCUCGCCGAUUUAAUGGGCUUACUUCCGAGUAAGUGACUUCAAGCUGGUGUAUGUGCUUUUAAUACAUUUGACAUUCAUAACAGCCCUUUGAGAGAGGGGGCAACACUGAAGAAUCAUCCAGUGUCAACUGGGAUUUAAACAGCUCAGCCGUUUAAACUGCAUGCCUGUGUAUCCUUCACAUCCCCACUAUCUGCACAUACAUAUAUAUGUUCUCACGUCUUGGACAUUCCUUGGAUCGUCUUGCUAUGGAGACCGUACGUUGGGCAUUUUCCUAUAGUGCCUGGGUCCCUUGCCGUGAGGAUUGGCUGCUGGCCAUGCGUCUUGUACAGCCUGAAGAGAAAGAGCGUAUCGAACAGUUUGUGUUCUGCCGUGAUGCCAAGGCUGCUAUGGCCGGUCGACUGCUGAUAAGGAAAGUAAUUGCAGAAAAACUGAACAUUCCUUGGAACAAAAUCCAGCUGCAUAGAACUUCAAAAGGAAAACCUUUUCUUGCAAAUGACUUAAGCCACUCGCAAUCCAGUUUCAGCUUUAAUGUGUCUCAUCAUGGGAAUUACUCUGUUCUUGCUGCUGAGUCUGACUGUCAAGUUGGCAUUGAUAUUAUGAAGACCAGCUUACCAGGAAGUGGUUCAGUUCCAGACUUCUUCCGUAUUAUGAAGAGGCAGUUUACGGAGGAAGAGUGGAGAAUGAUCCUGUCCAUGAAUAAUGAAUGGCUCCAGUUGGAUAUGUUUCAUAGGCACUGGGCAUUAAAAGAGAGCUUUAUAAAAGCCAUUGGUGUUGGAAUAGGUUUUGAUCUUCAAAGGAUUGAGUUUAAUGUCUCCUCAGUGCAGCUGGAAGUGGGCAAAACAUAUGUUGACACAGUUCUGCUCUUGGAUGGUGAAGUAGAAAAGGACUGGACUUUUGAGGAAACCCGGUUAGAUGAAUCGCACCAUGUUGCAGUUGCCCUGGGAAAGGCAAGACCAUUGGGGGAAAAGCAUGAUGGGGUACUCCCUACCUGUGUCACCCCGACUCCAUUCACAGUACUGUCUUUUGAUGAUUUAGUUGCCUCUGGGGUUCCUCUUGCACCCAAGGAUGCUGCCUGCUGGGAUACCUUUUGUUCAAAGCAGGAAUCGCCUGCUCGACAGAGUUCUAAUCCAAGAUGAGAGAGGCAGUGUUUACAAGUAACUGAGUUGAAAGCACUCAACAACUGCAGAGUGUUCCUUUCCCAGCCAUUAGUUGGUGUCUUUGUGUGAGUGUGUGAGAGAGGCAGGACUGAUGGAUAAAAUUACCUUUUUAUUCAACAUUUUGGCUGUUCUGUAUGGAAUCAUAAUGAUUUAAAGCUCUUUUCCCUUGGAACUGGAUUCAGAAAAGGAAAGCAAUUUGGGUUUCUGCUCUCAAGCUAGCUAUGUGCAGUUAUCAAGCCUCUAAUGCCCUACUCAUAAUAAAGAAGUUGGUAUA
Molecule: messenger RNA, 1568 nt
Organism: Varanus komodoensis (Komodo dragon)
Lineage: Eukaryota; Metazoa; Chordata; Lepidosauria; Squamata; Varanidae
Gene: AASDHPPT
Product: aminoadipate-semialdehyde dehydrogenase-phosphopantetheinyl transferase
Exons: 7
Coding region: 344-1273 (309 amino acids)
Cellular component (GO): cytosol
Molecular function (GO): magnesium ion binding; holo-[acyl-carrier-protein] synthase activity
Source: RefSeq, a predicted model, not a curated record